AUGUCACAAGGAAAGAUUGUGUUGAUGGCUUGUGGCAGUUUUAGUCCACCGACAUAUAUGCAUUUGCGAAUGUUCGAGAUAGCAAGGGACUAUAUCCAUUCAUUAGGUAUGGGAACAGUAGUGGGUGGAAUUGUAUCUCCCGUUCAUGAUGGUUAUGGAAAGAAAGACCUCGUAGCUGCUCAUCACAGAAUAGCAAUGUUGAAAUUGGCACUGCGAUCGUCAGGAUGGAUAAAGAUAUCUGAAUGGGAGACGCAACAAACUGGAUGGACAAGAACAAAAUUGUCAUUACAAUAUCACCAAGAUACCAUAAACAGUCACAUGUCACCACUAAACAUAAACUCAGAACCUCCCUCUUGGCUGCCGGAUGAUAUUUUGAAUGUAAACAGUAUAGAUGAGCCAGAUAACUUGAAUUUCAAACUAAACGGUAAUACAGACGAUAGUGUCACUGUCAAAUUGUUAUGUGGUGCAGAUUUGUUGGAGUCGUUCUCUACGCCUGGAUUGUGGUCCGAUGAAGAUCUAGAGACGAUAAUUGGUCGGCAUGGCUUAGUAGUGGUGACUCGCGUGGGGAGUGACCCCGGUCGGUUCAUAUAUGAUUCUGACAUGCUUUAUAAGUAUAGAAAAAACGUGACUCUAGUCACAAACUAUAUAACCAACGAGGUGAGCUCGACGGUUAUUAGAAGAUUAUUAAGGCGUGGUGAAAGUGCGAAGUAUCUCACCGACGACGCAGUACUCACCUACAUCAGGCAGAACAGAUUAUACGGUUCGAUACCUUGUGUCACUGAGUAUAACAUUCUAACCGACAUCCUAGCUAACUACGAGAAGUCCCCGCAAGACGUCAUAAUGGCUUCACCAGAGGAAACGAGCUUCAAAAACAUCCUCAUAUCCAUUCGAGACAAACCAUCUAUAAUAGACGAAACAAUAACAGUGAAACGUCCCAAAAAAUCUAACUUCCUCAUGCCCAGUAACACAAUAAGUCCCACUUUGGAUCCGAAACCUAAAAUGGCGUAUGUAGAUAAAGUACCAACCAAUUACGUGCCGGGUAAAGCUGUGAAAAUUAUCAGCGAUGCAAAACAACACUCUAUUCAAGAGGAUAAGGGAGGCGGUUGCGCAUUG
This is a messenger RNA of Brenthis ino (lesser marbled fritillary), 1113 nucleotides long. Lineage: Eukaryota; Metazoa; Arthropoda; Insecta; Lepidoptera; Nymphalidae. The record is from the annotation of a GenBank genome assembly.